AAUUGUCUAUAAAUUACUGCAUACUAAUCCUCCUCAAAAUCACCAAACUCAGAAAUACUUAAUUGAUUAAUCAAUACAAUAAUCUUUCUUAUUUCUGUUACUUAAAAUUUGCAAGAAAAUUAAGUCCUCAUGGAAAUGAUGAAAGGUGUUCUAGUAUUAGCAGCUUCUUUUAUGGUACUAAAUAUUGUUGCUUAUGCACAAAUUCCUACUUCCCCUUGUACAGCCUCAAUGCUAUCAAGCUUUACUCCUUGCGUAAACUAUCUUACCAACAGCAGUGGCACCGGAUCAUCACCAACAACCGAUUGCUGUAACUCGUUAAGGAAUCUUAUGAGCAAUGGUACUGACUGUGUUUGUCAAAUUGUUACUGGAGGUGUUCCUUUCCGCCUUCCUAUCAACCGCACCACUGCUAUUUCUCUCCCCAGGGCUUGCAAACAACCUGGUGUUCCACUUCAAUGCAAAGCUUCUCCUGGUGCUCCAGUUCCAGCUCCAGGUCCUGCUGCCUUCGGCCCAUCUGCUUCCCCUGCAUCUUCCAUCUCUCCUAGUCCCGUGGGUACAGUUCCUACAUCGGACACACCAGCCUUGGCUCCAGUCUCUGAUGCAAAUCCAACUCUAACUCCACCAUCUACAGCAGAUGGUUCUCUGCCACCAACAUCCACAGCUACAGGAGCGGGUUCUUCUCUCAAUCCUUCAGCAGCAAUGCCUUCUCUGAGUAUUUCACCUGCCGUCCUGCUUCUAUCAGUUGCUGUCGCGAUGAUGAAGUACUACUAGACCAUUUUCUGUUUCUGUUUCUGUUGCGUAAUAUAUGGAUGAGGAUCAUUCUUUUGAGAGCUGUGAUUAUUAGUUUCGGGUGUGUGUUCAUUUCUUCUUAUUGUAAGGUUGAUUGUUUAAUUAUCAGGAAAUAUUUAUGUACAUGUUAUUGUGAAAUAAAAUUUUAUUGUUAUCCUUA
Molecule: messenger RNA, 946 nt
Organism: Spinacia oleracea (spinach)
Lineage: Eukaryota; Viridiplantae; Streptophyta; Magnoliopsida; Caryophyllales; Amaranthaceae
Product: non-specific lipid transfer protein GPI-anchored 20
Exons: 4
Coding region: 130-768 (212 amino acids)
Source: RefSeq, a predicted model, not a curated record